Messenger RNA from Colletotrichum godetiae, 952 nucleotides. RefSeq lists its product as uncharacterized. The record is from RefSeq and is a predicted model, not a curated record. The coding region runs from base 66 to 878 and encodes 270 amino acids. The transcript is spliced from 2 exons. NCBI's taxonomy places the organism in Eukaryota, Fungi, Ascomycota, Sordariomycetes, Glomerellales, Glomerellaceae.
GCCUCCUCGUUGGCUCACUUACGCCUCCGCCCGCACUUUGAUCGUUCGUUCUCGAUUAAGCUGCAAUGAGCCAUAUCGAGCUUACCCGGAUCAUCGAUCUUUGGGCUGCCUUCAUACUAUCAAACGCAGUUGUCGGCGUUUAUUGCCUUCAAUACAACAAACAGAGACCCAUGUUGAUCCGACUUUUGCCCUCGUUUGCUUCGAUCUCGAUUACCGCUCCACUGGCAAUUGCUUUCCAGGUCAUUCGAGACCACGUCAAAAGAUCCACAGCCCCAAGCGUCUUGGCUACAGUGCUACACUGCUGCUGCAUUUGCAUCAUAAAUUAUGUCGAGUUCCUGGAGCUUCAUACACUCAUUUUCAGCAUCCGCCCUCCACGAAUCGCAUUGCUUUGGAGCAACAUGGAUGCGAAGGGGGCUGUUUGGUUCAUAGCUACCUUCGAAUGCGUCCUUCUUGUAGCCGGCUUGGGAAUUCUGGUUAUUACGCCAUAUGAUCUGGUAGCUUUGCCGUUGGUCGCCAAUCGAUUUCUCCAGUUCGCCUCUUUUUCUUGGUUGUUAUGGCUGCGCAGUUGUAAGACAGACGACCUGCCGAGACCCAACUUGAGACUUGGCCCCUCACCGAGUCAUUCGAGAGAUCAAAGGCGCGUAUGCGGCUUGACAGCAUGCAGUUCUGUGGCUACGGCUGUGUCGACAUUAGCUCUGGCGCUUUCAGCUGCGGGCAACCCCUUUUUUGCGACGUCGCUCCAGUGCUCAGUUUGCGUCUUGACACUUGGCCCAACAUACGUCAAACGUGUUUCCGACACAAGGCACCACGAAGGGGCAGCAUCACCUCAAAAUUGGACUCAUGGAAGCAUUUUGAAUACGGGCGCCGGGAUACUCUGAGUAUUUGAGAAAUGAGAGGGCACACAAGAUUGUAAAUGCGUCGAGAAGAGUAGUAAAUGAAAUUGAUUCUGCCU